This is a messenger RNA of Alternaria incomplexa, 1044 nucleotides long. RefSeq lists its product as uncharacterized. The coding region runs from base 1 to 1044 and encodes 347 amino acids. Gene Ontology annotation, molecular function: protein binding. The record is from RefSeq and is a predicted model, not a curated record. Lineage: Eukaryota; Fungi; Ascomycota; Dothideomycetes; Pleosporales; Pleosporaceae. The transcript has a single exon.
AUGCGUUUCUAUCUCGUUUGCCUUCUAUCGUUUGCUCGCUCAACAGUCCUUGCAUAUCAUCCCGAAGAAUGCCCAUCCAAUUCGACACGCCACAUUCAGUACCCGACAUGCCUUGGGCUACCGGACGUCUAUCUCGUCAAAGCAAGCGAAGGGAAGGGUCUGGGUGUUUUCGCUGCUCAUGACAUAGACAUAGGCGAUAUCGUCAUGCGCGAGACGCCUGUCCUCAAGAUUCGUUUGCCAAAGCUGGCGAAAGGGAGCCCAUACCCCAUGGCAGCUGUCGCUAUGCUACUCCAAGAGCAAUUUGGCACCCUAUCGCUAGAGUCACAAGAGGAGGUCCUCUCUUUAGCACAUGAAGCGAAUGCUGUAGACAGCAAACCUCAAGAUACUCUAGGCACCAUCUUUCGCAACAAUGCCUACAAUACCGGCGAUCAGGUUGGCCUCUUCCCUAAGAUCGCUCGAAUCAACCACUCGUGCCGACCAAACACGAGCUACUACUGGAGCGAAAAGCUGAACAAGCGCAUCGUCUACGCCACACGCAAAAUCAAGGCAGGGGAAGAAUUCUUCGUGUCUUACAUCUCACUGCUGCUCAGUCGGGAGGAUCGCCAAAAGCAGCUCGAUCGAUAUGGCUUCCGGUGCCACUGUGAAGCAUGUGCACACGAGCGAGCCGCUCAGAUAGCUAGCGACAAUCGCCGCAUCACCAUCAAAAACGCCUUCUCCAAGUUCGAACCGCAAAUGGUGCUGACGGCGCCACAGUCCAAGGCCGGGAAGCGUCAGGCGCAAAAGGACGCUGAGGUGAGCGUUCAACUUGCCGGACUAGUAGAGGAGGAAGGACUUGCCGACUACUAUGCCAAAGCCUACAGAAUUGCCGCUAUAAGCCAUGCCAGAGUGGAAGAUUGGGCGACCGCUGCGAGAUGGGCGAACCGAGCCUACGAAAUACGUUACAUGGAGGAUCCGGACUCGAAGAGCACAUUGGAGUUGCACCACCUCACCAGCAGUUUCAUCUCAAAUUGGGAGACAGAGCUGCGAAGUCGUGAUUCAACAUGA